Molecule: messenger RNA, 854 nt
Organism: Brassica oleracea var. oleracea
Lineage: Eukaryota; Viridiplantae; Streptophyta; Magnoliopsida; Brassicales; Brassicaceae
Product: zinc finger protein GIS2
Exons: 1
Coding region: 115-657 (180 amino acids)
Biological process (GO): trichome differentiation; response to gibberellin; trichome morphogenesis
Molecular function (GO): DNA-binding transcription factor activity
Source: RefSeq, a predicted model, not a curated record
AGCCAGAGUUGGCACUUAGACAAAGUACCCAAAAAAUAAAAACAAUUUCUCUCUUCUCUCUUCUCUCUUCUCUCUUCUUAGACUUCAAAGUCACUACUCUAGCCUUUUAUCAAAAUGAAGACUCAUGACUUCAUGAACGUUGAGUCUUUCUCUCCCAAGGUUAGACCGAUUCGCCUUUUCGGAUUCGAGUUUGGAACUUCUCAUGAAGAAUCUGAGUCCAGUGAAAGCAUUAACGAAGUCAAUAAUACCACUAACAAUAAUAAAGACAAGAGGUUCAACUGCCACUAUUGCAGCCGGAAGUUUCCUACUUCACAAGCCCUAGGCGGCCAUCAAAACGCCCACAAGAGAGAACGUCAACAAACCAAACGCUUCCACCUCCAUUCAAACGCAGCCGCUUUUUUCCACCGUAACCAAUACCACUUUGCUGCUUCUAGGUUCUUCGAGGGUCAUUUUAGCCUUGAAGCUGCUCGCAUCAAUGACGCAAGAUUAGGGUUAUUGCGUAGGUAUAACUCAUCAAAAAGUUGUGAUGAUCAUGACCGUACAUCUUACCAGAGUAGACCGACGUACGGUGGUGGUGGUGGUAAGAGCAGGCAUGAUUUAUUUUACGAGUCCAAAACGAAUGUAACGGACCACGUGAGUUUGGAUCUACGCCUCUAGUUACCUUUAUUAUAUCUCUAGAUUUUUGGUAUUGUUUACCUAUGAUUUUUCAAUAGAGAUAAUAUUUUACGGUUAAACUAGUUCAUGCAGAUGAAAUAAAAUAACUCUCAACGUGUUACAAACACAAAUGAAAUGUUAAGUUAGUCAUAGAGAGUUAACUGGAUUUUAUUUUAUUUUAAAAUAAUGUGAAAUAUGUA